Sceloporus undulatus (fence lizard) is the source of this 2219-nucleotide messenger RNA. RefSeq names its product aldehyde dehydrogenase family 3 member B1-like. NCBI's taxonomy places the organism in Eukaryota, Metazoa, Chordata, Lepidosauria, Squamata, Phrynosomatidae. The transcript is spliced from 10 exons. Gene Ontology annotation, molecular function: aldehyde dehydrogenase (NAD+) activity. The record is from RefSeq and is a predicted model, not a curated record. Gene Ontology annotation, biological process: aldehyde metabolic process. Gene Ontology annotation, cellular component: cytoplasm. Bases 384 to 1841 code for a protein of 485 amino acids.
AGAGUGCUGAGUUCACUAUGAAGCAGUAUAGAAAUGUAAAUGCUAUUGCUGGCCUGUUUGCCCAGUGAUUGCUGACAGAGGAUAACAUAUAUCACAUUAGAAGGAUGAUGAUGAUGAUGAUGAUGAUAAUAAUAAUAGUAAUAGUAAUAUUUAUUUAGGGCUCACCUCUACCCGGAGGAUCGGGGCGCGUUACAAUCAAGAAUAAAACAUAGUAAAAUAAUAACACAAUCUCUAACCUACAAUUAAAAUACAACAGCAUAAAAAUAGUUUUUCUCACACAACCAAGGAUCUUGUCCACGUCAUCAGUACUUACCAACUCGAAUUGAUCCAGUUUAACAACAUAAGCGGAGUUGCUGGAUACCUCUCUUACUGCUUCUGCUGCAAUGCUCUGGUCUAAGUCUGAUGAACAAGGAAAAGUACUUCUAAUAUUCAUGAACCCCUUCACAGGCCUGGUGAACAGCUUACGUGCCACAUGGCAGUCAGGAAGGACACGCUCUAUAGAGUAUCGGAAAGAGCAGCUGGAGGCAUUGGGCCGCUUCUUGGAUGAGAAGAAGAGUAAUCUCUUCCAUGCCCUACAUGAUGAUUUGCACAAACCUGCUUUUGAAGCCGAGCUCUCAGAAGUUUCCUUUACGAAGAACGAGGUGAAUUAUGCCCUUAACAACCUGGACCAGUGGAUGAAAGAUGAAUAUGUGACCAAAAAUCUAGCCACCAAGCUUGACAGUGCCUUCAUCCGCAAGGACCCCUUUGGUGUGGUGCUCAUCAUUGCCCCUUUUAAUUAUCCCCUUCAGCUUGCCUUGGUGCCUCUGGUGGGGGCUAUUGCAGCUGGAAAUUGUGUGGUUCUGAAACCUUCUGAGAUAAGCAGCUGUACUGAAAGGCUCCUUGCUGAAGCUUUGCCUUGUUAUCUUGACCCAGAAGCCUUUGCUGUGGUGACAGGUGGGGUCAAAGAGACAACGAAAUUACUGGAGAACAAGUUUGAUUACAUUUUCUUUACAGGGAGCCCCCGUGUGGGGCAGAUUGUUAUGACUGCAGCAGCCCAACACCUGACACCAUUGACUCUGGAGCUGGGGGGCAAAAAUCCAUGCUAUGUGGAUAAAUCCUGUAAUUUCCAGAAUGCAGCCAACCGGAUAGUGUGGGGAAAGUUCUUCAACGCUGGCCAGACGUGCACUGCACCCGACUACGUGAUCUGUACCACUGAAACACGAGAGAAGCUGAUGCCUUGCCUGCGCCAGGCCAUCGGUCACUUCUAUGGCUGCAACCCCCGUGAAUCACCAGACUUUGGCCGCCUAGUCAAUGAAAAGCAAUUCCAGCAUGUCCAAGCUUUGCUGAAGUGUGGCCGGGUGGCCAUAGGUGGCGAGACAGAUGAAGGUGACCGUUACAUUGCCCCAACAGUGUUGGUUGAUGUGAAGGAGUCAGAGCCAGUCAUGCAGGAGGAGGUUUUUGGGCCUAUCUUGCCCAUCUUUACUGUGGCUGACUUGGAUGAAGCCAUCCGGUUCAUCAACUGUAGGGAACGCCCAUUGGCUGCCUAUGCUUUCUCUUCUGACUCCAAGAUUGUGAAUCAAGUAUUGGCUUGCACCAGCAGUGGUGGCUUUUGCGGCAAUGAUAUCUUGAUGCAAACAACGUUGAUCUCCUUACCUUUUGGUGGCAUCGGAUGCAGUGGCAUUGGGAAAUACCAUGGCAAGUUCAGCUUUGACACAUUCACUCACCACCGUGCCUCCCUCUUGCGCAGCAUGGGCCUGGAAGCAAUCAACUCAGUGCGCUACCCGCCAUAUGCUGACCGCAGCUUAGGGCUGCUGCUUUCUACUACGGAGGUCAAGCGCAAGGGCAUAUGCACUCUGCUAUGAGCUCCCUUGAACCCGAUAGACCUUAUGCUAGGCUGAUCAUACGUAUCAUUUUAAAUGGGACUGAACCUUUCUUUUUCAUAUUUUCAGAUUGCCCUGUCUUUUUAAUAUAAAUGUCAAAUUUGCCCUGUUUUCAAGAAAAAUGAGCUGUUACCUUGGAAAAAUGCUUUGAAGAUUCCUGUUUGAAAUCGUGGUAAAAAAAUUGUCAUGGAAUUGAAUAGAAAAUUUGCUGUCUAAGAUUACUUUAUCAGAGAAACAUUCAUGGUACAAUCGUGCUGAAAUCCAGUCUACGUCUGCCUAAAAUUUUGUAUGAGUUCUGUCAGUGAAGAAUAAUUGUUAGCUCAAUACGUUAAUCUAAUAAAACUUUUGUUAUUGUUUUAA